AUGGCUUCUGGGUCUAAAAACGAUGCUGUGAAUAGAUUAUCGAAUUUAAAGGUAGACGAUGGUGAUGAUGAUGAAGAACCGGCGCAGAAUAUGUUACCUUCAAAUCAGCAGGCAAGGCAGGGCGGGCAUGAUGAGGACGCUCCUAGUAUCCAGUAUCGAAUGCCUUCCUCCUCUGCUUUAGAAAAUCUACCAACAAACAAUUCAGGUGGACGUUUGUAUAACUGGCAGGCAACAAAAACAACAGUUAAGGAGCGUCUUUCUUUUCUAUUCAAUAAUGAAAUUCUCUCUGAUGUCCACUUUAUUGUUGGCAAAGAUGCAAAUCAGCAGGUGAUACCAGCACACAAAUUUGUACUCUCUGUUGGUAGUGCAGUAUUUGAUGCAAUGUUUAACGGUGUGCUGGCAACUAAAUCAGAUGAGAUAGAACUCCCUGAUGUGGAACCAGCUGCCUUCCUUCAUUUACUAAAGUUCCUAUAUUCUGAUGAAGUUAGGAUUGGACCAGAAAGUGUUAUGACAACACUAUAUACAGCUAAGAAAUAUGCUGUGGCAGCCCUAGAGGAACAUUGUGUUGAUUUCCUGAAGAGUAAUUUGGGUACAGAUAAUGCCUUCUUACUGCUGACACAGGCAAGAUUGUUUGAUGAACCACAGUUGGCUGCAUUAUGCCUAGAAAUGAUAGAUAAGAAUACAGCAGAUGCAUUAAAUGCAGAAGGUUUUACUGAUAUAGAUCAAGACACAUUGAAUGCAGUUUUGGAGAGAGACACGCUCAGGAUUCGUGAAGCUAAAAUAUUCUCUGCAGUCCUCCGCUGGUCCGAAGCAGAGUGUAUUAGACGUCAACUGCCGGUCACACCUACCAACCAAAGGACAGUACUGGGCAGGGCAUUCCACGCAAUUCGCUUUCCCCUGAUGUCAGUAGAAGAAUUUGCCAUGGGACCGGCACAAAGUGGACUUUUAGAUGAUCGUGAGAUUGUCCAACUAUUCCUCUAUUUUACAGUAAAUCCAAAACCUAAUGUUGGCUUUCUCGACACCCCUAGAUGUUGUAUGACAGGCAAAGAGUUAACGGUUAACAGGUUCUCACAAACAGAAUCUCGGUGGGGAUAUAGUGGCACAACUGAUAGGAUUAGGUUUACAGUAGACCAGAGGAUAUUUGUAGUUGGUUUUGGGCUCUACGGGUCUUACUUUGGGCCUAGUGAAUAUGAGGUGCAUUUGCAAAUUAUUCAUCUAGCCACAAAAAAAGUGUGCGGUUCGAACACGACAACAUUUUGUUGCGACGGAACGGAUGACACCUUCCGAGCGAUGUUUAAGGAGCCUGUGGAGAUACUACCAAAUACCUCUUACAUAGCCAGUGCUAAAUUGAAGGGCACGGACUCAUACUACGGAUCUAAAGGCCUCCGGCGCGCCACAGUCGAUUGCAACAAUGGCGAAAAGGUUGUUUUCCAGUUCUCAUAUGCAGCUGGCAACAACAAUGGCACCUCUGUCGAGGACGGUCAGAUUCCCGCCAUUAUCUUCUACAUUUAA
Leptosia nina is the source of this 1512-nucleotide messenger RNA. Lineage: Eukaryota; Metazoa; Arthropoda; Insecta; Lepidoptera; Pieridae. The record is from the annotation of a GenBank genome assembly.